UCUAACGCCUGCGACGCUCGAGGUCUCUUAGUGUAUAUUCGGUUUCUCUCUCGCUUGUUCUCUCUCUGCCGGGGAAACGCUACAGGUGUGGCGGCUGCCACCUGGACUAAAGAAGCAGCGCAGGGCGAGUCCUCGGCACCAUGACGGACCGCUACACCAUCCACAGCCAGCUGGAGCACCUCCAGUCCAAAUACAUCGGCACGGGCCACGCAGACACCACCAAGUGGGAGUGGCUGGUGAACCAGCACCGCGACUCGUACUGCUCCUACAUGGGUCACUUCGACCUCCUCAACUACUUCGCCAUCGCGGAGAACGAGAGCAAAGCGCGCGUGCGCUUCAACCUGAUGGAGAAGAUGCUGCAGCCCUGCGGGCCCCCGGCCGACAAGCCCGAGGAGAACUGAGCCCCCGGCGCCCUCCGACCAUGCCCCCGACGCAGACGUCCGCCUGAAGGCCACGCCGUCCUGCCGCCCCCACGAUGCCUCAGCAGGGCCGCUCUGUCUGUUAAGAAGGGCCACGACACUGUGACUGUGGGGUGACCUCAGCGCUGACCAGUGCCCGGGCAGCGACUCUGGAGAUGGAGUUAACUUGGAAACGUGUUGGGAUUUUGGCGUUUGUUUUUCCUCUCCUCAUAAAGUUAACAAUCUUCUGAGCA
Messenger RNA from Dromiciops gliroides (monito del monte), 652 nucleotides. Its product is annotated as splicing factor 3B subunit 5. The coding region runs from base 141 to 401 and encodes 86 amino acids. Gene Ontology annotation, cellular component: U2 snRNP; precatalytic spliceosome. The transcript has a single exon. Lineage: Eukaryota; Metazoa; Chordata; Mammalia; Microbiotheria; Microbiotheriidae. The record is from RefSeq and is a predicted model, not a curated record. Gene Ontology annotation, biological process: mRNA splicing, via spliceosome.